AGAACUCUAUUCAUCCUAUUAUAAUGACUUUACUAUAUGUGGAAUGGGAUUUUGCUAGUUUGGUAAAGACACAGGAUGCACAAAUUCAUACUUUUGUGGUUUGAGUUUACAUAGAGGGAAAAGAACCACUGAAAAUGAACAAUAGCACACUUUCUCUUUUUGAACGCAAAACUAUCUCACUGAGGUUUUUUUCCGUCAGCCAGACGCCAUAUGCACGCCUCCACUAGUCGACCCACUUUUGACUGGACAGACUACUCUGCUACUGCUAUCACUAGCCUGUUUAUUUGAAAAUCUAAAAUUGAACUUCUAACAAAGUCGUUUACACGUGAUUUAAAGAAUGAUCGUGCAACACACUCGGGUGAACAUGUAGAAAUGGAUUUUAUGAAGCUGUUUGGCACCAUUAUCGCCGUUUUGUUCCACCCUGGAUCCGCAUCUAAAAUAAAUGGCCAAAGGAUCUGUCGGCGCGGGACAGAGCGCCCAUGCUACAAGGUGUCCUACAUCCAGGACAGCAGGCGGAGGCUGACCUUUGAGGAUGCCAGGCAGGCCUGCAGGUCUGAUGGAGGCGACUUGCUUAGCAUUGAAACAGAAAGCGAGCAGCAACUGAUGGAGAGGUUCAUACAGCAGCUGCAGGCUGGAGAUGGAGACUUCUGGAUCGGGCUCCGCCGCAGCCCACAGCGCUACAGGGAAGGGACCGCAAACCCAGGGUGCCCCUCACAAUACUAUUGGCUGGAUGGAAGCAAGGCUAAGUUCAGGAACUGGCAUUGGGACGAGCCAUCGUGUGGUGUUGAAAUGUGUGUGGUUCUGUACCACCAGCCCUUUGCACCACCCGACGAAGAAGGUCAUUUCCUGUUCCAGUGGAACGAUGACAACUGCUACUCCAAAAACAACUUUGUCUGCAAAUACCCAGAAGAAAAAGUACCAGUAUUUACUGAGGCAGGAAACACAGCAAAUGCAGUUCCAUCUAUGAGGCCAAACGUAUUCUCAACUACAGAAAGUGAUGAGAGGAUAAAAAUAGGACUAUCUGAGUCAUCAGUAUCUAUCUCAGAGAACAGCCUUUAUGUUUCCUACAUCCUUUAUGCAACUAUUCCUGCUCUGCUGCUGCUGCUGUUUGCAGCUGCUGGGUUCUUCUGCUGCAAACAGCAUGCCAAGAGGAGGAAGACAAACACCGCAAGUUACCCCAGCAGAUCAAAACCGGGGAUGACAUCAACAGCUUCACCUUAUGCCGUACAAGGACCUUACGCCUUUAGUGACAUUAUCAAACUGCCUCACACUGCUCUGGACAGCAGCAUGCCGGCAGACGUCAUGACAAAGUACCCGUGUGCCCCUCCCCAGGAGUCCCAGUGUGACGAUUAUGAGAAUGCGUCAUGCGCGGAAAGGGAGAGCGGAUUUGUGACCAAUGACAUCUAUGAGACCUGCAGAGCUCAGAGCCGACAUACUGGUUGGGUUGAUAAUGAGAUAUAUGGAUAGCAAUGUUGAUGCCUGGUCUGAUCUGAGUGUCCAUGAACCUCAUACAAGCUAUCGAAUAUGAACCAGCUAGACAGAGGAACACAAUGUUCUCCACCCCUUUCUUCCUGCACACCUUACUAGUUACUUGUGUAGUGCAAGAUAACUAAAUACAUGCUUGUGUUGGCCUGGACUCAGACCUAUGUUCCAGUAACUUAUCUCCUGUGUGUAUCUCCAGCAUUGCAUCCUGCAGCAUCCAAAGCUACAAGCCAGAUAAAUGUGUAAAGCAGGGUUUUCCAAAAUAAUUUUAAAUUGUGAUCCCAUAUUUAGGUCCAAAUCUUCCCAAAACCCCAUCAAAAUAGUUCUCCAAUUGUUGAUAAAAUUGUAAAUCUGAGCAUGUCAUACCUUUAGAUUCAAGAGUAAUAGAUGGGUUUUAUAAAAAUGCUAAUAUAUUUAAAUUCUUAUCAAGCGAUAAUAUUAAACAAGGCUAAGUGUCUGGAGCCAUGCUAGCAGCUCUGUGAGACUGUACUUAGGCACAAUGGGGCUUUGAGCUGAAUGCUAACGUCAUCAUGCUAACAUGCUAACAAAGGCCAUUGAUAACAUGUUGAUGUUUGACAAGUGUAAUGUUACCAUGUUCAUCAUCAUAGUUCUGUUUGUUAGCAUGCUGCAUUUUCUUAUUAGAACUAAACACAACAUGCAGCUGCGGCUGAGGGGAAUGUCAUUAGUUUUGCAGAUAGUUGGUUAUGAACCAAACUAUUAAAUAGCUGAAAUGUCAGGGGAUCCAAUUUAAUAGUUGUUGAGACACUUCACUCAAAAAACCACAAAUGUCAACCUUAUGGUUGCUCUAUUACGUUGAGAUACAUCAUCUGAGAAAUGAUGUAACUUCACAGCAGCACGAAGGCUUUGGCAAUAAUGAACUCACAUAAGCAUUAGUGAGUCAGGUCAGGUCUGCGAUGCAGCAGUCCUACUAUAUUUGGCAUGAUGGAUUUCAUAUUUAACCCUAGAAAUAAGUGCAAGUUUUGAGGACUCACGCAAGGUUAGUCAUCCUUACAAAAUCCAAAAUUAAACAGCUCAGCCGUUUUCCAGUCACGUCACUAGACAUUACGAGAAACAAGGACAAACAGAUCCUGUUGUCUCACUCUUUGGCUGUGGAGUUGUUCUAUUCAGAGGCUAUUCUGACCCUUUCUCUAAAGCUGAAGAGUGGUGUCAGCCCAGUGUAAGGCUUCCUGUUUGGACUCUGAUGUCAGGGAACAGGACAGUACAUGCAGAAACACUGAUGACCGAACUCUGCUGACCCCAGUCAACCUCAAAGCUGUGGGCUUUUCCCGACUCCACCUGACUGUGUGGGAAACUCAACCCUCCGACUGAUCUGACAUUACAGAGUCUUUUUAGGAGUGACCAUUUUUGAGUAUGUUAUGGAUUCAUUCAUCUUUGUUUGCUUGUAAAUGCAUAUGCCUGUCUUGUCAUUUUUUUUUAAAUAAUCAUGGAUAUACAUUACUGAACACAAACUCCUGUGUUCUUUCUGAGUGGGCUGCUGGGUCUGUGUCCUGGAAAGAUGUAGCAAGCCCAGUAAGGAGAGGCUGAGUGUGUUCUUGGGGAAUGUUUGACAGGAAAUGCCAAAAGCACAUCUGGAACUCUUAGAUUCAGGAAGUCUAUGCGUGACAGCGGAGGCCUUUGGAGCGCUGCUCUGCCUGCCCGCUUAGUAAUCCACUGCUCUGCGUGAGAGUGUCACUGCAUGAGCUGAAGAGAACAACGCGGGGUGUAAAUGUGCUGAAUCUCAAACAUGACGUGAUCUUUAGGUGUCAAAUAAAAGUUUGGUUACAAGUUGUGGUUGCAUUACUUAUGUAAUAAUACUAUAAGUAUAUUCAAAUGUUUCUGUAGGUGUAUGUGAGAGUCUCUGUGACGUUAGAUGUGUGUGAAUAAAAAAUGCCUGUUAUUAAACUAGAAAUACUACUGUAUUGAGAACAGUAUUUGAAGCCUCGCUUCAAUUUUCUAUUUUUGCCAACAGAUGGCGCUGUUAUACAUGUGGCUGACCAAAGUGUCUGUGGCUGAUCAAAUGUCUAGUUUCACAUAAGGUCCUGCCAUGUUACAUUAUACAAUGUUAUAGAUUAUAUUAUAUUAUAUGGGAUUAGUAAUGGAAAUUGCACAUUUUUCUGAAUUAUACGACUAACUAGUAAAGAAGCUGUGAAAUGUA
Cottoperca gobio is the source of this 3637-nucleotide messenger RNA. It is a transcript of the gene laynb, whose product is annotated as layilin b. Lineage: Eukaryota; Metazoa; Chordata; Actinopteri; Perciformes; Bovichtidae. The record is from RefSeq and is a predicted model, not a curated record. The transcript has 7 exons. Gene Ontology annotation, molecular function: hyaluronic acid binding. Bases 373 to 1467 code for a protein of 364 amino acids.